AUGAAUAAAUUCAUUGCCGAGAAAACAGGAGGAGACCCAGUCAUACCUUCUCCUAAGCUAGACACUGAUCUGGUGAUGGCUUGCGAUCGAUUGGUGGAUUGCCUCAUAAAGGCAUAUAACAAUCCCAUUCGGAUGCAGAUUGAUAUUGCGAGAUACAGCAAAAUGAUCUCCCCGAAGGACACUGGACAUAAUGAAGAAAGAGAGGCGAGGUUGCUUGAGAGGUGUCCACCUGGCCAUGAAGGUACAAAGUUGGUCGACAUACCCGCGACAGUUCUUGAUGCUACCGGCGCCAUCAUUGUGUGGUACCUCCCGGAUGCCCUGACAGAAACCACCCAGAAGGAAAUUCUGGCAGCCUCCGAUUUGCUCAGUCCGAGCCUUGCAAAAAGUGUAAAGGUUGAUGGGAGUUGGCGGACUAAUCAGGAUUGGUUCAAACCAAGCUCGGAAAAUGAUGGCAUAUCUCCUGGAUGCAUCAAUCUAUCUCCGGCUUGGUUUCAACAGGGGCACGAGAAUCUGUCAGACCUGGCGGUAUCUGCCUCAUUGAAGGGACCAUUCUCUGAGAAUAUUCUCAAAGCCAUUGCCAGGCCGGCAGCCAUCGCAUCAGCCGCACUCAGGGUGAUGCAUCCUGAGCAGUACUGGGCUGGGAUAUGA
Molecule: messenger RNA, 648 nt
Organism: Suillus paluster
Lineage: Eukaryota; Fungi; Basidiomycota; Agaricomycetes; Boletales; Suillaceae
Exons: 5
Coding region: 1-648 (215 amino acids)
Source: RefSeq, a predicted model, not a curated record